AUGCAAUCCUCAAUGGAGAGUCAAUCCAUGCCUGAUCGCACCCGCGAGAAUCCCUCCGCUAGCGCUCCCUUCGCCCAUCAAGAGGCGCUUCACCGACCACCACCUACUGCAGACUCGGUCUCUCAACAGUCCUGGAAACCCAAGUACGACCGCCGCCAAAGCUGGAAUCAUGAGGAUCAGAAACAUGCGUUGCAGGAACGAUUGCUGAACCUGGAACCAGCUCGGGAGACUGGGUUUUCUGAGACCGGACGUGAGGUUUAG
Messenger RNA from Penicillium diatomitis, 261 nucleotides. RefSeq lists its product as uncharacterized. Bases 1 to 261 code for a protein of 86 amino acids. The record is from RefSeq and is a predicted model, not a curated record. Lineage: Eukaryota; Fungi; Ascomycota; Eurotiomycetes; Eurotiales; Aspergillaceae. The transcript has a single exon.